Plasmodium gallinaceum is the source of this 1155-nucleotide messenger RNA. Its product is annotated as conserved Plasmodium protein, unknown function. Bases 1 to 1155 code for a protein of 384 amino acids. The transcript has a single exon. Lineage: Eukaryota; Apicomplexa; Aconoidasida; Haemosporida; Plasmodiidae. The record is from RefSeq and is a predicted model, not a curated record.
AUGUAUAAUAAUAAUGAAAGCAGCGAAUUAAAAGAAAAAAAAAUAAAUGAAAUAAAUGAUAUAAAAGAAAUAAAUGAAAUAAAUGAAAUAAAUGAAAUAAAUGAUAUAAAUGAAAUAAAUGAAAUAAAUGAAAUAAAUGAAAUAAAUGAUAUAAAUGAUAUAAAUGAUAUAAAUGAUAUAAAUGAUAUAAAUGAUAUAAAUGAUAUAAAUGAUAUAAAUGAUAUAAAUGAUAUAAAUGAUAUAAAUGAUAUAAAUGAUAUAAAUGAAAUAAAUGAAAUAAAUGAAAUAAAUGAAAUAAAUGAUAUAAAUGAUAUAAAUGAAAUAAAUGAUAUAAAUAUAAUACCCUUUUGUAUUAAAAAUAUUUUAGAAUCUACACUUGGGGAAAAUAUACAUAAUGAAAAAUUUUUAACUGAGAAAAAUAAAGAAUUAAAUACCUUUAUUGAAAAUAACGUUCAUAUAAAUGUUUUUAAUGAAGAAGAGAAUGAAAAAAAUAUAGUUUACGAUGAUUUUGAAUUUAGUAACAUAAAUAAUGAAUGUUUUUCAAAUUACAGGAAUAAAAAUCAUGCAAUUAUAGAAUCAUUAAAUGAAAAAAAUAGUUCAAACAAUUCCCAUAUCAAACCAUUUGGAAGAGAAAAAAAAAAUAAAAAAAGAAAAAGAAAUUAUAUUAAUAUUAAUAAAUUAAAAUUUGAUUUUGAAAAUGAAGAUUUUGCUUCUAGUUCAAAUGAUGAGAUAGUAAAAAUUAAAUAUCAAAAUGGAAAUACAAAUAAUAAUUAUAUUAAUAUGGAAAAUAAAAUAAUUAAGGAUCUUGUUGAACCACCCCCAAUACCAUUUAAUGAAAAUUUUCAAAAAUUUAAUAAAGUAGUAAGUGAUUUAUAUCUUAAAUCAAAAAAAGAUGAUGAAACUAUAAAUAUUUAUUUAGCUUCCCAGUUUUUAUGUUUAAAAGAAGUAAACAAUUUUGUAAAUGAUAACUACUUUAUAAGUGACUACUUUGACAAAUUCAUAAUGAAGAAAUUAAAUAUUGUAAAUUCAUCUAAUGAAAAUAAUAUUGAUCAAAAUAAAGAUUUACAGGAAUUAUUAAAGUAUCUUAUGUCAUGGUAUUUUUCAGGUUUUUAUUCAGGAAAAAUGAGUGUUCUAAAAGAAUUAAAUAAACUGUAG